CCCUCAGUGCAUGAGGUUGGUGUUUGCCCAAGAGCCACCCAGCACCCGCACUGACCCCCAAGGCAGCGCCGGGAGCCAUGUCGGGUUCCUAUGACGAGUCGGCAGCGGCCGCGGAGGAAACAACCGACAGCUUCUGGGAGGUGGGGAACUACAAGCGCACGGUGAAGCGGAUUGACGAUGGGCACCGGCUCUGCAAUGACCUCAUGAACUGUGUGCACGAGCGGGCCAAGAUCGAGAAGUCCUACGCCCAGCAGCUCACCGACUGGUCCAAACGGUGGAGGCAACUCAUCGAGAAAGGUCCCCAGUAUGGCAGCCUGGAGAAGGCAUGGGGUGCCAUCAUGACAGAGGCAGACAAGGUGAGUGAGCUGCACCAGGAGGUGAAGAACAGUCUGCUGAACGAUGACUUUGAGAAGGUCAAGAACUGGCAGAAGGAUGCCUACCACAAACAGAUCAUGGGAGGCUUCAAGGAGGCCAAGGAGGCUGAGGAUGGUUUCCGGAAAGCCCAGAAGCCCUGGGCCAAGAAGCUCAAGGAGCUGGAGACAGCCAAGAAAGCCUACCACCUGGCAUGCAAGGAGGAGAAGCUGGCAAUGACCCGGGAAGCCAACAGCAAAGCAGAGCAGUCCAACACCCCCGAGCAGCAGAAGAAACUCCAGGACAAAGUGGAAAAGUGCAAACAAGACGUUCAAAAGACUCAGGAGAAGUACGAGAAGGUGCUGGAUGAGCUGAACAAGUGCACUCCACAGUACAUCGAGAGCAUGGAGCAAGUCUUUGAGCAGUGUCAGCAGUUUGAGGAGAAGAGGCUCAACUUCCUCAAGGAAGUGCUCCUGGACAUCAAGAGGCACCUGAAUCUGGCUGAGAGCAGCAGCUACGCCAACGUCUACCGGGAGCUGGAGCAGACCAUCCGCCUCUCGGAUGCGCAGGAGGAUCUCCGGUGGUUCCGCAGCACCAGUGGCCCUGGGAUGCCCAUGAACUGGCCCCAGUUUGAGGAGUGGAACCCGGACCUGACGCACACGAUAAGAUUCGAGGGAGUGGGGAGCGGCGUGAGCAGCCAUGACCGUGGGCAGACCUACAGCGCCGAGUGGUCUGAUGAUGAAGGCAGCAACUCCUUCAACACCAGUGAGGCCAACGGUGGCACCAACCCCUUCGACGAGGAGUCGGUGGGGAAGGGUGUGCGGGUGCGGGCUCUGUACGACUACGAUGGGCAGGAGCAGGAUGAGCUCAGCUUCAAAGCAGGUGAUGAACUAACCAAGCUUGGUGAAGAAGACGAACAAGGAUGGUGCAAAGGGCGCUUGGACAACGGGCAGUUAGGUCUCUACCCCGCCAACUACGUGGAGGCAAUCUAAGUCUUGUGGUGUGCUCCUCAUCGCUGUCAGCAGAUAAAUCCACCCUCCGUUGUCUCCAUCUCUCCACCAGCCAACCAGCCAUUUUGCCGUCUGGUCCUUCACUCCUCACACUUAGAGAUUCAGACAUAUUUUUCCGACCAAGCUUUUAUUUUUUUAAGAGUUGUCUCCGAAGAGUAUUUUGCAUAGUUGCUUUCUUCUUCUAAGAUAAGGUGAAGCGAAGGAUGACGUUGCCCAUUC
Antrostomus carolinensis (chuck-will's-widow) is the source of this 1580-nucleotide messenger RNA. It is a transcript of the gene PACSIN1, whose product is annotated as protein kinase C and casein kinase substrate in neurons 1. The record is from RefSeq and is a predicted model, not a curated record. The coding region runs from base 78 to 1343 and encodes 421 amino acids. Gene Ontology annotation, biological process: cytoskeleton organization; plasma membrane tubulation; regulation of endocytosis. NCBI's taxonomy places the organism in Eukaryota, Metazoa, Chordata, Aves, Caprimulgiformes, Caprimulgidae. Gene Ontology annotation, cellular component: endosome; cytoplasm; plasma membrane. Gene Ontology annotation, molecular function: protein binding; phospholipid binding. The transcript is spliced from 9 exons.